AUGAGCUCAGAGUCCCUCACUUUUCACCGUCUUGGCUGCCACCACCCCAGUCAGCUCGUCCUCCCAGACCUCAGAAGCAAAGACUGCCCUAAGAUACUAGAUACAUUCAAAAAUGCAUUUAUAGCAAAAAAUGCUUGUGACAUUACAAAGGAAGACUAUGAACCCCUCCUUCACUUGGCUGAUCAAACAGUACCCUGCAACAAGACUCUGUUCUGGAGCAAGUCGAAGGAGCUGGCCCAUCAGUUCACCAGGGUACAAAGCGGGCUGUUCACGCUGGAGGACACGCUGCUGGGCUACCUUGGGGACGACCUCACAUGGUGUGGAGACGCGAGAUCUGCUGAAUUGAACCAUCAAUCUUGCCCACACUGGCAUGAAUGCCCCAGCAACCCUGUCUCAGUGUUCUGGAAUGUGAUUUCCCAGAAGUUUGCAGAGUCUGCCUGUGGCGUGGCCCAAGUGAUGCUCAAUGGAUCCCUCAGUGAACCAUUCAGUAAAUACAGCACUUUUGGAAGUGUGGAAGUCUAUAAUUUGGAUCCAAGGAAGGUCCAUACGGUACAAGCGUGGGUGAUGCAUGACGUCGGAGAAACUUCCAGUAACUCAUGCUCAAGUGUCUCCAUUAAUGAGCUGAAGUUGAUUGUGAGUAAAAGGAACAUGACAUUCACCUGCCAGAAUAACUACAGGCCUGCCAGGCUUGUUCAAUGUGUGAAGCACCCUGAACACUCGUCUUGUGCAUCUAACAUCUGAGCCACAGUUGUGUUAGAUCUUGGGCACCUUGUGGUGUGAAGGACUCAACAACGCCCCAGUGAAGAGCUGUGAUCUGGGGGAGCAUUCUCAGCCAGGAGGUCUGCUCCAGAGAUGGAGACUUUGACCUUAGAAAUAUGAAGAUAACUUAUGCUGUCAGCGUAGCCUUUCAUGGGUUCUACUAAUUAAUAUUCAACACAAAUUGUGUAAAGUUAGAAUGAAAAUUUUAUAUUAAGUUAUUUAAAAUAGUUUUAUGUUUUGCUUUUGCUUAUAUAUUGAUAAAUUUGGGGGCCAGUCCUAGGGAUUAAGCCACUAUCUCCUGUGACUAUACCACGGAGCUUUAUUUUUUAGAAUUAUAAAAAUGUCUUUUACUUUCUUUGAAUAUCUUUAUUCAGUUUCUUGAGACAGAAGCUCAGGUCACUGGUUUUUGAGCCUCUUUUCUUUUUUUUUGUUCAGGGUCUCACCACACAGCUCAGACUCGUAGUGAUCCUGCUGAUGUGUGC
Messenger RNA from Octodon degus (degu), 1241 nucleotides. It is a transcript of the gene Cd38, whose product is annotated as CD38 molecule. The transcript has 11 exons. Gene Ontology annotation, biological process: positive regulation of B cell proliferation. The record is from RefSeq and is a predicted model, not a curated record. Lineage: Eukaryota; Metazoa; Chordata; Mammalia; Rodentia; Octodontidae. The coding region runs from base 1 to 741 and encodes 246 amino acids. Gene Ontology annotation, molecular function: NAD+ nucleosidase activity; phosphorus-oxygen lyase activity. Gene Ontology annotation, cellular component: plasma membrane.